CUUGUGUUCCUUCAUUCACCGAUAUCGCUUCACCGAACCUCGUUCUUUUUUUGUGUUCCCUUGAUAGACCUAGAGGCGUGUAGGUCGUGACUUUCAUCCAUCCAUUGUUGCACUUACAAAUUUCACGGCAAGGGUUAUAACAAGCCGUCAUCCGAAGUCAUGUCUCCAUCCAAAGUAAUAAAAUUCCCCGCCGACAACCGCAUCGAGCCAGGCUCGACCGACUACGCGGCGGCUCAGUUCCCAACCAUCAAAAACACCACGGUGGACGUCGACGCCGCAGCAGAUGAGAUAGUCGACGCCUUCAACAAGGCCCUCGACGCCGGGGACGCCAACGCCGUAGCUGGCCUGUUCCUCCCGGAUGGCGCCAGCCACGGCUACUGGCGCGACCACCUGUGCCUGACGUGGGUCAUGCGCACUCUCAAGGGCCGCGGGCAGAUCGCCGGCUUCCUGGCCAACGAGAUUGCCCACGACGGCGGGGACGUGAGGCUACCCAAGAGGAUCACGGUCGACAGGAGCAGCGGCUUCAGGUCGCCCACGUUGACGGCCUUUGAGGCCUCGGGGACGCACAAGUGCAUCGGCUUUCACGUCGAGGUCGAAGCGCAGCACGGCAAGGGCCGUGGUUUGGCUCGUCUCGCCGAGGGUGAGGAUGGUAAGCUCUACAUCGCCACGCUGUUCACUUCGCUGGUCGAGAUCGAAGGCCACCCGGAGCUGGUCAGGGGUCGAAGGGUAAAGGGUGUCGAGCACAAUGGGACCCAUGACGAGCCGAACUGGAGGGAGAGGCGGGAGGCUGCUGCACGGUUUGAAGACCAAGAACCUACAGUCCUCAUUGUUGGUGCCGGACAAGGUGGCCUCUCCGUCGCAGCACGACUACAAAUGCAAGGGAUACCCACCCUGGUCAUCGACCGCAAUCCUCGCGUGGGUGACUCAUGGCGAACCCGCUACCAUCAUCUCGUCCUACACGACCCGGUUUGGUACGACCACAUGCCGUACAUACCAUUCCCAGAGCACUGGCCCGUCUUCACCCCCAAGGACAAGAUUGCAGACUUCUUUGAGUCAUACGUCAGUCUCCUCGAACUCAACGUGUGGACGGGCACGAGCCUGACCUACUCGAGUUGGGACGAGGAGAAGAGGGAAUGGACGGUGAAAUUGGAGAGGGCCGGCGAGACUAGGACGGUCCGGCCGAGGCACAUCAUCCAGGCUACCGGCCACUCGGGAAAGAAGAACUUCCCGCAGAUCAAGGGCAUGGACGCCUUUAAGGGCGCGCGACUCUGCCACUCAUCAGAGUUCCCAGGGGCAACCCCCAACUCGGCCGGGAAGCGUGCCAUCGUGGUCGGGUCGUGCAACUCGGGCCACGAUAUCGCGCAGGACUUUUACCGCAAGGGAUACGACGUGACCAUGGUGCAGCGGUCGUCGACAUGCGUCGUCGGGUCCAAUGCCAUUGUGAACAUCGGCCUGGCCGGUCUAUACGAGGAAGGCGGACCCCCGACCGAGGAUGCGGACAUCGUGUUGUACUCCUACCCGUUUGAGCAGUUCAAAGCGGCACAGCGGCCCGUCACGGCGCUGCAGAACGAGGCGGACCGCGAGAUCCUUGAGGCGCUGGAGCGGGUCGGCUUCAAGGUCGACAUGGGCCCCGACGCGUGCGGUCUUUUUAUCAAGUACUUCCAGCGCGGUGGGGGCUACUACAUAGACGUCGGGGCGAGCCAGCUCGUCGCCGACGGCAAGAUCAAGAUCAAACAGGGCUGCGAGAUCAGCGAGGUUCAGGCCGACGGGCUUCUAUUCGCCGACGGGCAGAAGCUCGAGGCCGACGAGAUCGUCUUUGCCACCGGCUACUUGAACAUGAGGGGCGAGGCCAGGGCAAUCUUUGGCGACGCCCUGGCGGACCGCGUGAACGACGUCUGGGGUUUCGACGACAAGGGCGAGCACAGGACCAUCUGGAGCAGGAGUGGACAUCCUGGGUUUUGGUUCAUGGGCGGCAACCUCGCUCUCUGUCGGUACUUUUCGAGGAUCCUGGCCCUGCAGAUCAAGGCUGCGGAGCUGGGACUGAACAAGCUAUGAAUGAAAUGGUAGGGGUUUUAGUUUUCAUGUUCUACAGUAUAUCCAGCGAAUAACAGUAGCUUCAUUCAAGCACAAUAUAUCCAACCAAUUUUGCUGCCCACUCGAGUUGUACCGAGUAUGCGG
This is a messenger RNA of Pyricularia grisea, 2178 nucleotides long. RefSeq lists its product as uncharacterized. The record is from RefSeq and is a predicted model, not a curated record. NCBI's taxonomy places the organism in Eukaryota, Fungi, Ascomycota, Sordariomycetes, Magnaporthales, Pyriculariaceae. Bases 160 to 2055 code for a protein of 631 amino acids. Gene Ontology annotation, molecular function: monooxygenase activity; flavin adenine dinucleotide binding. The transcript has 2 exons.